Molecule: messenger RNA, 414 nt
Organism: Monoraphidium neglectum
Lineage: Eukaryota; Viridiplantae; Chlorophyta; Chlorophyceae; Sphaeropleales; Selenastraceae
Exons: 6
Biological process (GO): methylation
Molecular function (GO): methyltransferase activity
Source: RefSeq, a predicted model, not a curated record
AUGCCGGUGCGCGGCAAGCAGCACCGGGAGCGCGACCCCGAGCUGUGGUACCGCAAUCGCUGCCUCGACAUAAAGUACCUCGGGGUGCCGGGCAUCGUCAACUUCAUUGACGCGCGGACCCAGUGGAUCGAUGACGGCAUGAAGAAGGCCCUGGAUGACGGCAUCAAGCAGGUGGUCAUCAUUGCGGCGGGUUACGACACGCGCGCGUACCGCCUAGCGCGCCCGGGCGUGAAGUUCUACGAGAUCGACCUGCCGCACGCCAGCCAGAAGAAGCGCGAGUUGGUAGAGAAGCUGCUGCCAAAGGAGCAGAGACGCCUUCGCCGGGCCAGCGGCCUCGCGGCCGGCCGGCUCGCGGCCGGGCCGCGGCGGCGGGUCGCACCAGCGCGCCGCAGCCCGUCUCAAAAAAGUCCUCAG